GAAUUGCUUCUUUCUCCCAUAACCUAACCAGCAGAACGCUUCUGGCACUUCGUUUGUGUGUACGGGUUAGGUGCAAUUUUAAGCAAAGAAGUGCUUGUCCUGGCGCCAUAGGGCAUAGAGCGUUCUGCCACCACCUGAUUACAUCUACUAUUGCUCUAUCCUUCUUGUGAGGGUUGGACCGGAGUUCCUUGCCUUCUUCUCUAACCUGAAUUACAACUGUUGGGACUCUUGACAUCCUAUAAAGAGCCCCAACAGCUGUCACGCUAGCACUGCGGCACAUGCAAGCCGUUCCAUUGUUUGUUCCAGGAAAUGCCUGAGCCGCGGACUCGCCCCCAACGAGCCGCGAAGCUUGAGGCGCAACAGAGGAUAGCCGCGCAGGCACAGGGGCGUGACGUUCAUCCCGAGGAGUCCCCGUCUCCGGACGGACCAGUCAACCUGUUUCCCUCAAAUCAGCGGAAUCCAUCAACGGACCCGAACAAGGAGAACGUAAAGCUGAACGCGCAAGCCAAGCACGUCGCGACCAAGGCUGCCAAGGCUCCCUUGGCCGCGCCGCCCGCAGCCGCAAACGUGCCUCCCAGACAGCAAGUGCAGCCGGCUUAUGUCCCGGAACCCAAGGUUGAAGAGCCUGCAGAGGAUGGACCGGACAAGUUUCCGGUGCCUAAGCGGGUGGCUGUUGGGGGGUCACCCGCUUACAUUCCUGACCGCAAACUAGGCAAGGGCGGCUUUGGGCAGGUUUGGCUGGGUCGCCGCUUGAAUGCUAAGAAGAGCACCAAAGAGACUGAUGCUGCGAGCGCACUGAACCAGGUUGCGCUUAAAUUCGAGCACAAAAGCAGCAAGGGCUGUGCCGCGGGGCCUCCGUAUGAGUGGUCGAUAUACACGCAAUUGGGAGAAGUCUAUGGCAUCCCCAAGGUGCACUACAAGGGGCAGCAGGAUGACUUCUACAUCAUGGUGAUGGACCUUUUGGGGCCCAGCCUGUGGGACGUCUGGAACCAGAGCGGCCAGCGGCUUUCGGAGGCCUACGUUGCGUGCGUAGCCAUGGAGGCGCUCACCAUCCUCCAAGCCCUGCACAACCGCGGGUACGUCCACGGUGACAUCAAGCCGGAGAACUUCCUGCUCGGCCCGCCGGACACCAACCGCUCCAAGCGGUUGUACUUGGUGGACUUGGGCCUGGCGAUGAAGUACCGCGACGGGAGGUACGGUGGACACGUCAAGUACGACCAGCGGCCGGACGACUUCCGGGGCACCGUGCGGUAUGCCUCCGUGCACGCGCACCUGGGCCGCACCAGUAGCCGGCGGGAUGACCUGGAGUCGCUGGCGUACACGCUCAUCUUCCUGCUGAAGGGCCGCUUGCCGUGGCAGGGCUACCAGGGGCCAAACAAGGGCUACUGGGUGGCGCGGAAAAAGAUGGGCACGUCGGCGGAGAUGCUCUGUCGCCUGACGCAGGCGGCGUUCCGCGACUUCACGGACAGCGUCAUGAACGCCAAGUUUGAGGAGGAGCCCAACUACGCGCGCUACAUCGCCAUGUUUGAGCCGCUGGUCAACGUGCCGGAGCGGCCACUCGUGGUGGAGAACGCCCUCAAGCUGGUGGUGGGCAACAAGCGCAGCCGUGCCGACUUUGAGGGCGACGUGGAGAUCCAGCCCGUGAAGAAGGUCCGCACGGGCAACGGCGCGCGGCAGUGGAUCACCGUGUACAACAAGCACGCGCCCAUGAAGCAGCGGUACCACUACAACGUGAACACGAGCCGGCUGCUGGUGCACGUGCAGAAGGGCUGGGAGGAUGGCCUGUACAUCAGCUGCGUGUCGUCCUGCCAGAACCUGUGGGCCAUUGUGAUGGACGCGGGCACGGAGUACACGCAGCAGAUCUACAAGGUGCACUACAACUCGUUCCUGCCCAAGGAGUGGAUCAUGGAGAAGUGGGAGGAGGGGUACUACAUCACGGCGGUCUCGGGCAGCGACAACAACAGCAGCCUGGUGGUCAUGUCGAAGGGCACGCGCUUCACCCAGCAGUCCUACAAGGUCGCGGACUCGUUCCCGUUCGAGUGGAUUAAGAAGAAGUGGCGCGAGGGCUUCUACGUCACGGCCAUGGCGACCUGCAUGAACCAGUGGGCGGUGGUCAUGUCCAAAACCACGGGCAUCAUCGACCAGGUCGUGGAGGUGGACUUCCAGUACCCGUCGGAGGGCAUCCACAAGCGCUGGGACGCAGGCUACCGGAUCACGUGCGCGGCGUCCACGCAGGACCAGUCCGCCUUUGUGCUGUCCAACCUGCGGAAGCCGAACCUGGACGAGACGCAGGAGACGCUGCGCACCAGCAACUUCCCGACGCAGCACAUCAAGGAGAAGUGGGACGACAACCUCUUCCUGGCGGCCAUCUGCUACGGCAAGACGGUCAGCUAGACGCGCUCGUGGUGGAGAGGGCUACGCCGUCAGCGCUGGUCUUGCGUGCGAAAUUCGGACAUGUAGCAGCGGUUGGGUUAGCCAGGUUAGACCGGCGUUGUUGCGGUCUUCGUAGCGCUGGUCGCCUGGCUGUCUUUUGUCGUCGCCCAUUCGAACAUUCUCCGGCAGCGACGUAAGACAGUAUCAGGCGGCUGUUGGCGUCACGCACAGCUUUCGAACUGGCCUAGCCAGGAUAGGCAGCGCUCGUUGAGAUCAGGUUUUACGUUUUGAUUGGCUAGCUGGCAGCUGCAGGCAGUAUGUACCACGAUGCAGAUGCACAGCGGCAAGGUAUGACAGCAGAUGUUUAGCAUAUACUCGGCAAUAGGAUGAAUAGUACCAUACAUGACAGCGGGUGCACGCCCCAAGCUGUGCACGUCUAGGGUCAUAGGAAGCAGGAUCAGCGGCCAAGGCCGGGAGCAGUUGUUUGGAUAAGGCGCCAGCGCUUGGACUGCGCUUGCUGCUUUUGACACUUUGUUUUAGGGGUAAGUGACUUUUGACAGGGAGUGCGUGGAUCGUGGGUUGAACUAUGACACUUAGGUUAGACUUAGGUUGACACUUUCGACCAGUUAGGUGAGCCAUGCACUUGUAGGUGCACCUGGCUUUGAUGCACGUAUCACGUAUUGCUGAAGAGCGGGCGUCACCGUUGCUCGCUUGUGUAUGUGCUGCGGGGCAACGUGUACCAAACAUUGUACAAGAUCAGAAGAUGAGUGGCUUGGAGUUUUCCCCAUUGCAGUGCGUCGAGGGUUAGCAGCAGACAUCUAAUUGUCUAGCUUCAGACAAGUUGGCUUCGGGGAUCGUCCAAAUGUACUUCUCCACCUUUUUGUUCUUUAGUCGUCUGUACGUUCGCACCUGGGGGCACUGUUGACGGAGGAAGUGCAUAGUGCUGAUUUCUAUGCAUCACAGCAGACGCAGUGAGGUUUCUUACGCGUGUCGUCUUGCAUUGAUGCGUGUUGCGGCGUUGGAUGCACCAUUGUGCAUUCUUGGACAGGCG
Molecule: messenger RNA, 3424 nt
Organism: Astrephomene gubernaculifera
Lineage: Eukaryota; Viridiplantae; Chlorophyta; Chlorophyceae; Chlamydomonadales; Astrephomenaceae
Source: the annotation of a GenBank genome assembly